AUGGUCUUUCAAUCCCCCCUCCUAUUAAGUUUGCCCCCCCAAAAGGUUCCCCAUUUUGUUCCGUUUGCUGUACUAACAGAGAGAAUUAAAGAGGCCGUUUUUAGCAAGCACCCCCUCGGCCUGAAUAGAACGCUUCCAAAAAGUGAAAACUGUGAAUUUAAAAAAAAGGAAAAGGAAAGUAUAAAGAACCCAGGAAGAGCAGACAUUUCAACCCCACAGAAUAGAACUGCUCUGCAAAAGAGGAGCAGUCAUAGCUUUUCACUUCGACCCCGCCAGGCCUUUCAACACGAGCACAUUAGCAAUGUUUACCAAUUUAAUGAGGCGCCUGAUCGGGGGCAUCCAAGUGGAAGAAAUGAAAACUGGGAAAGACAGACAUACGAUAUUUCGCAAGAAGAAAAGUGCGUAGCGAGUGAAGAUUUGGAAUUGUCCCUCGUCUAUCCAGACGGGCCGAAAAGCAACGCAGGGAUGGUGGUAUACAAAUACUGCUACAUUUGCGAAACGGGGAAGCCCUGCUUUUGCAGUGAGGAAAACUACGACUAUGAGAAGGAUACCUCCACAUGGGAUGGCGGGAAAAUAAAGCCAAACAUUCAUUCAACUUUUAGGGAUAUAUCAAAUAUCAUAGAGACAAUUCAUUCAAAUAAGAAAAAACAAGAAGGGGAUAAGACUAAUGCUCGGGUGAAGGGACAAGCAGGGAAGGCUACAGGGAAGAAGGACCCUCCUUCCAAGAAGAAACGCCAGAAGAACGAAACGACCAAACAAUUGAGUAGUUACGAUAGAUUUUACCUUCAGCAAAUGAAAACAAUUAAGGGGAAGUUAGACUGCUGCAGAGAAGGGCGGGUGUGGAAUGAGGACACGGCGGACAAAGGAGCCCACGCGAAAAGGAAAGUCGACAUGGAAAUGGACCAGAACGGAUCGGCCAUGGAGAAAAGGAUGAACGCUUUGAUGGAAAUUGAAAAGUACCCAAUGGUGGAAAGGCAACUGAUUUUUAUUUUCACAACAAAGCACCUGCAGCUGCUGGUCAGCCUAUUCGAUGAGUACAAAGAUUUGGAGGAAAGGAUGUUAUGA
Molecule: messenger RNA, 1065 nt
Organism: Plasmodium coatneyi
Lineage: Eukaryota; Apicomplexa; Aconoidasida; Haemosporida; Plasmodiidae
Exons: 10
Coding region: 1-1065 (354 amino acids)
Source: RefSeq, a predicted model, not a curated record